Messenger RNA from Penaeus vannamei (Pacific white shrimp), 2760 nucleotides. NCBI's taxonomy places the organism in Eukaryota, Metazoa, Arthropoda, Malacostraca, Decapoda, Penaeidae. The record is from RefSeq and is a predicted model, not a curated record.
UACCUCAUCCUGUCGGUUGAGUUGAGUGAGUGUCAGUCGCGAGAGGCAGCAGACCGCUCAUGGGCUGUGACACGGGUGUUUCUGUUCCUAUAUCCAGGCUUUUCUAAAAUCGGGACAAUGGUGUUGAGGCGGUUAAGGAAUUCGCCCUCGAUGGUUCGGCUCAUGAAUCCCCGGUUGUGCUUGCUGUGGUGCGGGGGAGCGGCCCUCGUGCUCCUGCUGCUGUUGGCGACGAGGCCCAAGGAAGAUGAGAUGGAGGGCAUCGGAGACCCCGUCAAAGGGGCUGCCAGGGCCCUCCACCAGGCGGCUGCGGCCCUCCUCCCCCCACCUGCAUCCCCAGGAGUUUCUCCACCCCUCCUCCAGAAACCGCAGGAUGCCAACAGAGCAGCCGCCGGAGCUAGCGCCUGCGCCCGUGGCAAGUGGGUGGAGGGGCUGCCACCGUUGUACAUUAUAACCCCAACAUACCCACGGGCAGAACAGAUCCCCGAGCUCACAAGAACAGCCCAAACGCUCAUGAACGUACCCAACGUAGUGUGGAUUGUGUCAGAGGACGCGCCUGUGCCUACCCAAGCGGUCGUCAAUUACCUAAAUGAAACUGGACUGAAGACUGUCUACCGGAGAGUAAUGAUGCCAGCUAAAUAUCAGAAGGUAAAAAAUAAGCCUCGAGGCGUCGCCAAUCGCUUAUCCGGCCUAGAAUACAUAAGAGAAAAUGCAAAAGACGGUGUGUUCUACUUUGCUGAUGAUGACAACACGUAUGAUAUAAAGCUUUUUGAACAGAUGAGAUGGACACAGAGGGUAUCAAUGUUUCCUGUUGGAUUGGUGACAAAGCUUGGGGUGUCUUCUCCCAUAGUCCGCGACGGAAGAGUAGUGGGCUUCUAUGAUGGCUGGAUAUCAAAACGAAGAUUCCCCUGUGAUAUGGCUGGGUUUGCAGUCAGUGUUCAGUAUUUUCUUGAGCGACCAAAAGCCACAAUGCCUUUCAAGGUGGGCUUUGAGGAGGAUGGUUUUUUAAGAAGUUUGGGAAUAAAACCACAUGAGAUUGAACCAUUGGCAUUUAACUGCACAAAGAUUUGGGUAUGGCAUACACAGACUAAGAAAAAUCAACCUGCAUUACCAGUAGUUCAAAAUAAGAUGACAGUUGGAACAAACUUGGACAUCCUUAAAACUAAAUUGUGGAGAGGCAACGGAACAACACAAGGAAAAGUGCCCAGUAAUGGUAUUAAGAUGGUGUAAAUCGUUCUUAUCCAGUUUUAUCGGCUUCAAGAAAAUGUGAUAAUUCAUGGUACAGUACUGUAAUCAUUAGUCACCACAGUCUGGAUUUCUUCCUACUGUGUAUAUAUGCUAAUCACAAAGUGCCUUUGAUGACUGAGAAUAGUUCCUAUAGUGGAUAUUCUAAGUGUCCCUCUUUUGUAUUAUAAAUCUGAUUUCAAUUGUAUGGUGACUAUCAGAAUAUUAUCAUGCAUGUGUGCCGGGAUGAGGGAUUUAAGAAGGGUGGGUAUAAGUCUGUGUAUUGGUAUUCACUUUUGUGUACCGGUACUAAUGUUGAUAUUUUUUCUAUUUGACUAUACAGUAUGUGUUGUAUUUAUUUUAUUUGUGGCCAUAUUUACUAGUUAUCAAAUACUCACCAGUCCAUAUAAUGAACAUUGAGUACUUGGAAUAGAGUGCAUAUUUUUUGUGGCUUUGAAUAAAAAAGGGGGGGAGGAAGUUGUAUGAGAAAUUGGUAAAGGUGCUAUUUGGAAUAGCAAUUUAAUUCUUGUUAAAUUUCCUUCUUUUUAGUUGGGAUAUAUGUGUACUAUAUUUUGUUAUAAAACACAUUUUAUUUGUAUUUACUUUUUACCUAAUGAAACAAUAUCCCUAAAUUGAAUUGUAAUUAGAACCAUAAUUAUUGACUGUAUACUUAAAGAGGAAUAGGAUAAUUGUUCUUAAUAUUUCCCAAUCAUGAUUUAAGAUAAGAAAAUUGUCUUGUUUUUCUCUUUGGGAAUUUUGCAAUAUAUCUGCUUGUGCUCAACAUUUUGCAAUAUUGCAUAGAUAGUGCUUCUUAGUUGAAUCAUUAUAAGUCUUUUUAAAAUUAUAUAGCAGACACUUGCACAUAUACUUAACUAAAAUGUAUUCUCAAAUUAUAUAUAUAUACUAUCUUUGUAAUAUUUCAGUUCCACUAGAUGAGCAAUAACUGUUUCUCUUUAACUAUUCAUGAAAAUAUAGGUCCCAUUCUAGCUUCUAAUGUUUGUAAAUGAAGAAAAGAUAUAAAUGAGAAUUAACAUCUUGUAAGAGAUGUAUUUGACUGUUUUUCAUUGUAUUUUUGUCAGAAAUACAUGUAUUUCUGAUGAAGAUACAAUUAAAGCCUAUCAAAUACAUUUCUUGCAUUGUGUAGAUAUUCAUUCUCAUUAAUACCUCUUCUACAUUUGUCACAAUGAAUGCUGGUCAGUGUUUGUAUAUGAUUUUAAUAACCACAGCUUGUGAAGCCAGGGGACAAAAAAACGUAGCAUGUUCAGUAUAAAGCAUAAAAAUAAAGCCAUGGUGAGAAAAGAGCAUUUAAUCUAUAUACAGAUUUUAAAUGAAUUUAUAUGAAAAAUAUAUGUAGCACACUAAAUAUACAUUGAUGAAUGAAAACUUUUCAGUAAUAAUUGACUCUAAUUACAAAGUAGCUGUUGUAGUAUAGAUAAUUGUUUGUGGCUGUGAAGAAAGUAAAGCAUUUAUAGGUUAAAGUAUGCCAUCUUGAUUUCAAUUACAAGUUUUGUUAACUACACAAAAACACACACACACACA